Molecule: messenger RNA, 683 nt
Organism: Melanaphis sacchari
Lineage: Eukaryota; Metazoa; Arthropoda; Insecta; Hemiptera; Aphididae
Exons: 3
Coding region: 157-597 (146 amino acids)
Source: RefSeq, a predicted model, not a curated record
CACAAUGAUAUCAUUCUACGCGAGAGGCGCACAUAAUAAAGUUGCUGUAAAAGUACUUACAUGUUGCAAUAGCUAGUGUCAACUGCCCACAUAAAAUUCAUAAAUUAUUUUAUACAUAAUAAUAAUUAUUAAUACUCGUAUCAUUAUUCACACACGAUGACGACGAUUACAUCGAUAGCUGCGUUGUUCAGUUGUAUUUUGCUACAUUUAUUUGUUUUUACAUCGACUGCCGCAGUAAUGCCAGAUUCAGAUUUGCCGUUCGAGUUCAACCACGAUACAGGAUCUGUAAUUACCGAAGAUAACGUACUCACCCAAUCAGUGUCAAGUGAUGGGGAAACUGUAUUCAAAGCAAAUGAGCCACAGCCAAUAAUUAAAUAUCAAAAUUCUAACAAAAAUACUAACAAUUUAUCUACAAAUCAAAAAAAAAAUGGAAAUUAUAAAACAAUGAACAGUGAAAUUGAGUAUGAGAUUCCUAUUGAGCAUACGAGUUCAUCGCAUUUUAAUUUUCCUAAUAUUAUGAAAAAUCAAUGGAAGUUUCUUGAACGUAUGAAUAGAUUAAUUCCUGGAUUUAACAAUGUGAGAGUUGUAUACGUUUAAAAGCAUAUAGAGGUGCAUUUAAAAUUUAUGAAAAUAUUCAGCAGAAAAUCGAAUCACAACUUAAUAAUAAAUACUAUUUUCUUAUA